Molecule: messenger RNA, 4376 nt
Organism: Talaromyces proteolyticus
Lineage: Eukaryota; Fungi; Ascomycota; Eurotiomycetes; Eurotiales; Trichocomaceae
Product: MRC1-like domain-containing protein
Exons: 2
Coding region: 253-4173 (1306 amino acids)
Biological process (GO): mitotic G2 DNA damage checkpoint signaling; mitotic DNA replication checkpoint signaling; activation of protein kinase activity
Molecular function (GO): anaphase-promoting complex binding
Source: RefSeq, a predicted model, not a curated record
GCACGAAUGCUUCCAGACGGAAGUGCCUUAUCAGCACGUGACCAGGUUGAUAGUGACCAAACGCGUCGCGUCCGCCCGCAUAACUGGCGUAGCCAUAGCAAGCUGCCAUUACCCACCCAGCCUUGAAACGUUUCCCACCCUCUACACCAUUUCUGCGGUUUGCAUCUCCGUCGGCAUGACUUUAUCGUUACUCAUAUAGACAAUCCUAUUUAAUUGAUAUCUCAGGAUUUGAACCCUUUCAACUCGGAAGCAAUGUCUAGCCCUUCUACUCCGCGUCGACGCUCCGAGUCUCCAGACCAUGAAGCUGCAGACUCGCCAGCCACGAUGCUUACUCCCGGCCAGAAAAUCAAGGCCAUGCUCGCCGAGUUUGACAGUGACUCUGAAUCAGAAAAUGUCCUCUCCACCGUCAAUGAGCCGCUCCAGCCAGUGCAUUCGAAACUGAGCUCUCACACUCUAACGACAAAUUAUAAUGACGAUGACGAGGAUGAUGAUGAAGACGCGGUAGUCUUCGCUCCUAGAGGUCGAAUGGCUUCCCGGAUGCAGGGUUUAGAAAACGAACAGGCGAAACCAACUGCCUCCAAGCAAGCGGAGACCGCGUAUGAGAGAGUAGCGAGGACAUUACGUGCCACGUCAGAGGACUCCGUCUCUGAGAAUGCCAAUAAGUCGACAGAAGAACAGCCCUCGGGAGACGAUCUCCCAUCAACCUCAUUCAAGAAGCGGCUGUUUAACAAGAAGACUAGCGAAUUACAUGCAACAACAACCAAGCAAGACUCGGCUAGACCCCGACGCGACCGAUCUGAAACUCCUCUCUUUGUCGGUGAUGAAAGCGAGCCAGAAUUAGGAAAUGCAGAAGAACCUGAAGCCAAGAAAAUUGAGGAAUCUAAGAAUGCACGGUUCCUUGCCCUCAUCCAGCAGAAAAGGAAAGAACGUGAGGAGCGGGAACGGAUUGAAGCCGAGAAAAAGGCUGCUAGAGCUGAAAAGGCGAAGCAGUUCAGUUCCGACGUUCUAUCUAGAGAGAAUAGCGACGAUGAUCCGGAAUCUGCACGAAAAUUGACCCAGCAAGCUCGACCGACCCGAAAGGCAAGCAAGAAGGCACUUGAAGAAAUGAAUAGAGAAACCCAACGCAUGAGUCGAAACAUGCAAUUGACACACCAGGCUCGCACUAAACGGAAACUUACUAAGGAAAGCUUUCUUGCUCGCUUCAAUGGUGACCAGCAAAAAGGCGCGUCGUUGGAAAAUAUUACAGACCGUGGUUUACCAACAAUAUCUUCAAGCUCCGCCCCAUCGUCGUCGGAUGGUGAAGCAAAUCGAGAAAAAGCGACACCACCCACUUCUCCCAUACGGACUGAAGAUAACGACAAGACCACAGCAACCACCCAUGACGUCGGUAAUAUAGACACUGAAUUCUCAACCAUCGAAGAGUCGAGGAGUCAGGUUAAUCCGGACAAUCUUCAAGAUACUGUCACUGUGCAGCAAAUCGAAUUACUCGAAUCUGUAGCCCCAUCAGAACUCGUCGUUGAAAAGACAGAAGCUGCUCGUAAAGAGCUUAACAAACCGCCAGUUCGAGUUCGUGUAUCCCGUCAGGAGAUUGCUCAGCACCAGCAGGAGGCAUCAGACGACGAAUUGGAAGUCAUCACUUCCCCAGGUCGAUGCCGCAAGCUGGCAGCCUUUGAAAAUCUCCCGUCUAGAAAUGCCCAGGAGAGCAAGUCGAUGCUGACACUUAAGCUCCUUGCCCACCUCACAUCACCUACUCGCACCAAAUCUAUGAGUCCUGCAGAGCUCGGUGCAUCACUGCGCUUGCAAGCCCGGCAGCAAGCACUGCAAGAAAGAAGAGAGAGAAUUGAGGAGCUAAGGGCUAGGGGUAUAUUUAUUGAAACUGCGGAAGAACGGGAAGCAAUGGAAGCAGAUGUCGAGGAUCUGGUGGAAAAGGCAAGACAGGAAGGAGAAGAAAUAGCUCGCCGUGAAAAAGCUGCUCGGGGAAAGAACUCCAAUGGUGAUGAGAAUGAUGAGGAAGAUGAUGACUACAUACUUUCAGACUCCGAGGAUGAAGAAGACGAGGAAGAAGAAGAAGAAGAAGUAAAUAAUGAUUCGGAUGACGAAGAGGGGGAUGAAGAUGAGGAACAGGUCGAACAGGUCAAUGAAACAAACGGCUUGGUUGAGAAUGAAGCUGAUGAGGCUUCUGAAUCUGACGAUGAACAGUCUAAAGUCGCAUCUUUGGUUGACAAGGACGAGGCUGCGACACAGAGAAAGCGUGGAAGAAACCGAAUGAGAAUUGUUAGUGAUGAUGAAGAUGAGGAUGAAGAUAUUCAACAACCUCAAGAAAUCAAAACCCCCGCGAAAUCCAUCGCCCCAUCUGUUGGAUCUGCACAGCGACCAUACUUUCCUGAUAUUCCCGGGACUUCUUCCUUUGACAUGAGCCUAACUCAAGCGUUUGCCGGAACGCUAGCUGAAGACCAAUCCGACGCUGGAGAGGACUCAUUGGAUGCCAUUCGCAGUCUUCCAGAUCCUCGGUUGUCUGCUACCCAGAAUUUUACCCUCGCCCUCGACUCACAGGUGAUGGUCAAGGAUAGCCAAGAGCUGCAUCAUGAGGUCAUUGACUUGUUUGCUGGAUAUACACAGUCUGAUAUGCGUAUUUCAGAAUCCCCAGCUCCGUCACAGUUUCCGGAGCCGACGCAGGACGCAGGGUUCGUGCUUUCUCCCUUUGACCCUUCGAAACGAUUCAUGGAACCACCCGUCUCAACCAUUGACACUGUUAUAAUUCCACAAAAUGAAUCCCCGGUUAUGCGGAAACGUCGUCUUCAACGCGGUCGGCCUGUUGAGUUGUCAGACGAUGAAAACGAUAGCUUUGAGAUCAAAGCCAGCGCGUUCGAUGUCAUGAAGAAAGCUGCAAAGUCAAAGUCAACUGUUCCGUUUGACAAGAUUAACAGCAAGGCUAAGGAGCACGUUGAUGAUGCUGCCGAAGAAUCUGAGGAUGAGUAUGCGGGCUUGGGAGGUGCAAGUGACGACGAAGAUGGAGCAGAAAAUGACUAUGACCGAGAAAUGAUCAACGACCAAAGCGGAGAAGUAGUUGACGAGAAAGAAUUGGCUGCUCUCAAUGCAAAUCACCAGCGUGCUAUGGAUGAGAAGCAAGUAUCAAAACUGUUGAAAGAUAUUACUACUGGAGCUCUCCGCCGUCGACGUGGCGGUGAUGACGAUCUGGACCUAGAUGACUCGGAUGAUGAGCGAAUGGCUAGACGACGGGCUAAGCAACGCGAGUUUGCCAAAAUGCGACAAGCCCUGCUGGCUGACGAGAAGGUCAACGAAAUUGCUAACAAUCCCAAAAAACAAGCCUUCUUUAAGGCUCUUGAAGAUCACGAUGAUGGCGAUGACAUGGAGAUCGAGUUUGAUAAUGGGGUCAAUUCCCAGGGAGAGUCCUCGCAAGACGUCCAGCCCGAGACCGAGAGUGCGAAGGCUGAAACAAGUAAUCAGUCUAAGAAACGCAAACGACCACUUCAGCCUUCUGCUGAAGAGACAACUAAUCGCCCUCCACCCAAUCUACGAAGAACGGCUGCGUCUGUAUCCCGUAAACCGUCCUCGCUUGCUGAAAUCAGAGAGACCUUGUCCUUCUUGACAGAAACGCCAGAGUAUGAUUCUUUUAAGGAAGAUGCCUCUGUUGAGGAAGAAAUUGUUUACAACACCGACAAAGAAACUUCCGAAGAUGAGAAUAUGGUCUCUGAAAGAAGAAAAUCUGUGGAUGGGUUUGCCAUUCCACCCAAUCCUCGUCGCACACGUGGCCGAGUAGUCGAUCGUAUCGCUCUUCUCCGCGCGGCGUCGUCGAACUCUGCGUCUACCAUUACGAAGAGCGCGUUUAUGACUAACUCCUCGGCUGAUGGGCUGCCUAAAGUCGGUUUCCGGCCGCCACCUUUGCUUCGACGCUCUACAACAGCUUCAUCCUCCGCAUCUGCUAGCUCCUCUUCGAGUGCUUCUUCCAGCCGAAAGACCAGUACUGCCAACUCAGCGGCAUCUGGGACAAAGAAAGGAGCUGUCAAUUACUAUGCUGCUGCACGAGAACGGGAAAGAGAGCGUGAAUUGAGGGUGAAGGAGCGGGGUGGUGCAUCCAACACAGCGGCAUUGCUGAAGAAAAGGGCGUUGGCUGGUGGUCUGGGGUCGCUAACCCGCAACCAAUGGGGGUGAUUAUUGCCCAAGCAUGCAACUGUUUUUCUUACUCUUUGUCUCACAAACCCAUGUUGAUUUCGCAUAUUGAUGGGUCAUAUAUAGUUAGCUUUUUACAUGCAGUUGCAUCAAAUGGCGUUCUUGUUAUUCGUUGCUCAUUAACUCAUUAGGGAACAUUAUCAGCCUUAGGUACAGAAUUAAAGAAGACAAGACCUUUAUUGAGA